This is a messenger RNA of Podospora anserina S mat+, 906 nucleotides long. RefSeq lists its product as uncharacterized. The coding region runs from base 1 to 906 and encodes 301 amino acids. Lineage: Eukaryota; Fungi; Ascomycota; Sordariomycetes; Sordariales; Podosporaceae. The transcript has 2 exons. The record is from RefSeq and is a predicted model, not a curated record.
AUGCAUAUCAGAAAGAUCUCCGCCAUCAUCGCCCAGGUCAGCCUGACGUCGGCCAGUGUUCUGGCUGGACACGACAUGGGCAAGCGCGACAGCUGGGAAGACGCCAAAGCAUUCGCACUCCCCAAGGCAAGCGAGGCAGCGGCCAAGUUCAACGCCGCCCCCGAGGCCAUGAUCACCCCCUCCCCUGUUGUUUCGAAGCGCCAGUUCUUCGGCGGCAUCCGUCCAGACGCCGAGUUCGAAAUCAGCCGCCAGCAAGGUCUCGCCGCUGCCCAGGCCGCCCAGGAGCGCGUCGACAGGCUCACCAAUGACUUCAACUCACGCUUCCCUCCCUUCUUUCCCGGGUUCCGCAACAACGGCUACAACAACAAGCGUGGCGACGAUAUGGACCAGGGCCAGCAGUACAAUGAUGACCCUGACCGGUGGGAUGACAACAAUGGGGUUUACCAUUCGUAUUACUCUGGGGCUGCUGCGGGUUAUGCCUCUGCUGCCAACGAAGGUGCUUACAAGGACGCCAACCAGGCUCAGCAGGGCUGGCAGAGUGGUGCGCCUGACUGGCAGGCUCAUGCCUCGAGCUGGGCUGGUUAUGGGGAUUAUGCUGCUGCUUCUGCUCAUGGUCUGGCUAGUGAGGCGGUUGCUUCUGCGAAUGGUGUUGCUGCUACUGCUGCUGCCGGGUAUGGUGAUGGGGACUGGGAGGGGGAUGUUGCUUCUGCGCAUGGCGUGGCUAGUGGUUAUCAGUCUGAGUAUUACCAGGGGGGUGUUGCUAGCCCUUCUGGGGUGCAGCCCACGGCUUCUGCUUCGCAUGGUACGCAGAUGGUGCAGGUUAAUGAGGGGGCGGCUGGGGUGUCGGGGGGGAGGGCGGUGGGGGUCGUUGUUGGGGUGGCGGGGGUUGUUUUUGGGAUGUUGUAA